This is a messenger RNA of Plasmopara halstedii, 273 nucleotides long. Its product is annotated as 40s ribosomal protein s29. Gene Ontology annotation, molecular function: structural constituent of ribosome; zinc ion binding; RNA binding. The record is from RefSeq and is a predicted model, not a curated record. NCBI's taxonomy places the organism in Eukaryota, Oomycota, Peronosporomycetes, Peronosporales, Peronosporaceae. Gene Ontology annotation, biological process: translation. The coding region runs from base 1 to 273 and encodes 90 amino acids. Gene Ontology annotation, cellular component: cytosolic small ribosomal subunit; ribosome. The transcript has 6 exons.
AUGCUAUUCAAGAAGUCUGCAAUCAUGGCUAACCUAGCGUAUUCCCACCCCCGCAACUACGGCAAAGACUCGCGUCACUGCCGUGUUUGCAAAACCACCCGUGGUCUGAUCCGCAAGUAUAACCUAAACAUGUGCCGCCGUUGCUUUCGCGAGCGUGCCACGGACAUUGGCUUUGUGAAGUACCGAGGGAAACAGACUGCCGGAGAGGUGCAUCCUCUUUUCUCUGGUCAUGUAGAAAAUCGCAACGGAGUGCCUUAUGCCGUGCCGAACUAA